Messenger RNA from Toxorhynchites rutilus septentrionalis, 1460 nucleotides. Its product is annotated as phenoloxidase-activating enzyme 1-like. The transcript has 2 exons. The record is from RefSeq and is a predicted model, not a curated record. Bases 192 to 1133 code for a protein of 313 amino acids. NCBI's taxonomy places the organism in Eukaryota, Metazoa, Arthropoda, Insecta, Diptera, Culicidae. Gene Ontology annotation, molecular function: serine-type endopeptidase activity. Gene Ontology annotation, biological process: proteolysis.
ACGGUUUCGUUUUGAUUGAAACGCCUAUUAUACCGCAAAACGUUCAACAUUCUCCAUGCUAUCCAUGCAUUCAAUAUUGUUUGCAAUGAAUUUUUUGCAAACGUAAAUUAGAUUGAACGCCUUAUCCCAACGGUUUGUGCACGAUCAACUGAAUACCCAUUCUUCAGUACACGGCAAGCAAUCGCGCAAAGAUGAUCCUUCAUACGAACCCGUAUCGUUUAAUUGUUUUACUAUCAACGGUAGUCUCGGCUUUCGCGGUGGAAUAUGUAUUCAACGCUAAUAUUUGUGGGCCAAAUUCUUACGGAGAAAUCGUCCGUAGGCCAUCGAUCGGUCGACUUAAGGAGUUCCCCUGGUUAGCCCGGCUGGGAUACCGCAGGAAUGGGGUUACCGAGUUUCAUUUCCAGGGAACGCUCAUCCAUCCAUACUACGUUGUGACGACGGUUUUUGCGACGGAUUAUUAUCAGAACACUUUGGAAUUCGUUCGCCUCGGAGAGUACCACACAACGACAGACGAAGACUGCCAGGAGCUUGAUGGAGAUGAAAUUUGCGCUCCUGCGCUGCAGGAUAUACCGAUUGAGCAGAUCAUUAAACAUCCUGAGCACAACAAUCCAAAAUUGGCCAACGAUUUGGCACUGAUCAAGCUUCAACGACCAGCUAAUAUCAGCUCGGAGUUUGUUCGACCAAUCUGUGUCCCUACUGGGGAGGAUUUCCCCCUCACGGAGAACGCCCCACUGUUCAUCGCCGCUUGGUGUGGUAGCAAAAAAUCCGGAAUAUCGGUCGUCCCGCUGCAGUAUCGCAUGCAAAUGGUUAGCGCCGGAUCUUGCGCGCGGAAACUUUCGCCACACGUGGAUAUUGACCUGCACGCACCAUCACAGUUCUGCGCCGCGUUGGAUGUCGACAAGAAAACACAGGAAAAACACAAGGACAUUAGUCUCCGGGGAAGCACCGGGGCUCCUCUGCAAAUGUUGGGCCCGGAUGGACGGGUUUUCCUGGUGGGAAUGACUUCGGUUGGGGUGAGGAAUGCCGCGCUGGAUACACCGUAUGUGUUUGUUAAUCUGGUUCGAAUGGCCGGCUGGCUCGAGCAGACAGUGAUGAAUGAGGAACAGAAUCGGUUGAAUGCGCGGGUGCAAUAAGGCCGAAUGGACAAACAGAAAUAACCAAAAUAUAUUGGUGAUAAAAAAACGUCAUCGACUGUUUUUACGAGAACAGGUUUUUUUUUCUUAAGAUCAACUGGAUUCGAAGCAGCCAUGACGUCGAUUGUUGGGUUGCUGGUGCAAGCAAUGCUGGAGACCGCGUGUAUGCAGCGGAGUGGAAGAAGGGGAAUGAUUGAUGUUUUCAUUAUCAUCCGUUUUAUGUGCUCGUGACGAAUGAAUUGGAAUUGCCUUGAUGAUGUGGAAUAGAUUGUUGAAUAUUGGCGAAAAGAAAUCUAUUAUUCAAAUAAAAUAUAUUGUUUACUUUUU